AUGACGUAUGAUUUCAGCGUUGCUCAUGUGCCGCAAGACCGGGCCUCAAGGUCGGACUCUAGUGGUGUGGAGUCUCCGUCAGACAGACUGUCAGCUCGGACCAGCACAUACACACGCAGAGAGAACAGACUCGCCUCACUGAGCAAAACAGAGGACGACUCGGCCAGCAAGGACUAUAAGAAGCUGUAUGAGGAUGCACUGACUGAGAAUGAGAAGCUGAAGUCUCGACUGGAGGACGGCAAACAGGAGCUCACCAAAAUCCGCUCACAGCUUGACAGAGUCACACAGAGGCAGGACAGAAUAUCAGAGAGGUCCACUGUAUUUGAAUCAGAAAAAAGGGAAAAAGAAGCAUUGGAGAAGAGGGUUUCGGACAUGGAAGAAGAAUUUAAGACCUUUCCUGCUUUGGCUCGACUACAGGCUCUCCGCAGGGGGAACGCACACCUCCUACAGGAGAAUCAAGCCAUGCUGCGCUCCCUCGCUCGCCUCACUCAGACGGCCUCUCUCCUCUCUGUUGCAACACUAUUAACGCCAAAAUGA
Messenger RNA from Sinocyclocheilus grahami, 537 nucleotides. RefSeq names its product protein phosphatase 1 regulatory subunit 12B-like. Gene Ontology annotation, molecular function: enzyme inhibitor activity; phosphatase regulator activity; protein kinase binding. The transcript is spliced from 7 exons. NCBI's taxonomy places the organism in Eukaryota, Metazoa, Chordata, Actinopteri, Cypriniformes, Cyprinidae. The record is from RefSeq and is a predicted model, not a curated record. The coding region runs from base 1 to 537 and encodes 178 amino acids. Gene Ontology annotation, cellular component: Z disc; A band; cytoplasm.